This is a messenger RNA of Trachymyrmex cornetzi, 987 nucleotides long. RefSeq names its product AH receptor-interacting protein. The record is from RefSeq and is a predicted model, not a curated record. Gene Ontology annotation, molecular function: peptidyl-prolyl cis-trans isomerase activity; protein binding. NCBI's taxonomy places the organism in Eukaryota, Metazoa, Arthropoda, Insecta, Hymenoptera, Formicidae. The annotation marks the transcript as partial. The transcript is spliced from 7 exons.
UCGUAUUUCUUGAUAAUUAUUAUCAUGAAUGAUGAGUAUAUUGUGAAAACUGUUCUUCAUGCUGGAUCAGAAAUCAUUAAUUUUAUAUCAGGAACAAAGGUUAUAUUUCACUUUAGAACUACAAAAUGUGAUUUUGACAAAACAGUGAUAGAUGACAGUAAGACAAUGGGAAAUCCAAUGGAACUUAUAUUAGGGAAAAAAUUUAAAUUAGAAGUAUGGGAAGCAAUUAUACAAAAAAUGGCAUUAAACGAAGUUGCCUGUUUCAAAGUGCAUAAAAGUCUAGUGACUACAUAUCCUUUUGUCUCUAAGACAUUAAGAGAGGCUGGCAAGCCUCAGUCACAGAAACGUAAUCACCAUUGUUGUGGCGUUACUCUUCAAAAUGAAGGCAUUGGUUACGCUGAUUUGGAUGAACUUAUAAAAUGUCCUCAGGAUCUGGAAUUUACAUUAGAACUUAUUAAAGUGGUAUUGCCAAAUGAGUAUGAGAAAGAGUCAUGGCAAAUGACAGAGAAUGAGAAACUGGAAAGUAUUCCGCAUCUGAAAGAAAAGGGAAAUGCUUUAUUCAGAGAAAAAAAAUAUGACAAUGCAUCUGAAAUAUAUGCAAAGGCUAUUGGAAUAUUGGAACAACUCAUGCUAGCUGAAAAACCAAAUGAUAAAGAAUGGUUAACUUUGAAUCAAAUGAAGACACCAUUGCUUUUAAAUUAUGCACAAUGUAAACUGUUAAAUAAAGAGUAUUAUUCCGUUAUUGAACAUUGUACAACAAUUCUGAAAACAGAGCCAGAUAAUAUAAAGGCCCUUUAUCGAAGAGGUAAAGCAUACAUUGGUGCAUGGGAUGAAAAAAAUGCUAUUAGAGAUUUAAGGAAAGCUGCUGAAAUUGAUUCUUCUCUACACAAUACUGUCGAAAAGGAGUUACAGGCAUUUGCAGUAGCUAUUAAAGAGAAGGAUAGUGUACAAAAAGAGAAAUUAUCUAAAAUGUUUAAAUCAAUAUGU